AUGGACACCAACCUGCCGGGCACCUUCCUGCUCAACGGGCCGUCGCUGGGCGCCUUCCCCGAGGCCAAGGCGCCCGUCUGCCAGUACUCGGUGCAGAGCUCGUUCUACAAGCUGGGCCCCCCCGGGCUGGGCUCGCAGCUGCCCGCCGGCACCCCGCACGGCAUCUCGGACAUCCUGGGCCGCCCCGCCGGCAGCGGGCUCCUCCCCGGCUACCCGCACGCCGCGGCCUUCAACGGACUGAGCUCCCCGGGCGUCUAUUACGGGCCGCAGGUGGGGACCCUCCCCAAGGCCGGGAGCGAGUUCGUGGCCCGGGGCCGGAGCUGCUGGGCUGAGGCGGCCCCGGAGUGGCGCGGGGCCCGGCAGUGCGGCGGCCCUCCUGCUCACUUGGCCGACAGCCUCCACAAGAAGAAGCACACGCGCCCGACCUUCACAGGGCACCAGAUCUUCGCUCUGGAGAAGACUUUUGAGCAGACCAAGUACCUGGCGGGUCCGGAGAGGGCACGUCUGGCCUAUUCCCUGGGCAUGAGCGAGUCGCAGGUGAAGGUCUGGUUCCAGAACCGACGGACCAAGUGGAGGAAGAAGAGCGCCCUGGAGCCUUCCUCAUCCUCCCAGCGGGCGGGAGGCUCUGGGGGAGAGCGGGCGGCCUCCGAGGCCGAGGACGACGAGUACAACAAACCGCUGGACCCCGACUCGGAUGACGAGAAGAUCCGGCUGCUGCUGAGGAAGCACCGUGCGGCCUUCUCGGUGCUGGGCUUGGGCACACACAGCGGCUGAGCCCCCCAGGCAGCCCCCCAGCUCCUGGGGCUGAUGGCUGCCGGGGCUGGGAGCAGCAGCCUGGGCACAUGAAAUAAAGAUCCCGGCCCCAGCCCGUCCCUGUUUCGUGGGCGCGUGGUCCCGAGUGGCCCCUCUGGGGCAGGGGCUGCUGCCAGGCAGGGGAAGGGGCUGUGGCUGUGGUGCUGUGUGUGAGGGGAAGACCCCAGGAGGGGGGCCCUGAGCAGCUUUCCCCGGGGCUGGGUGUGUGCUGGUGCCAAAGUCGCUCCCUGGGGCCUCUCGUGGGAACCCUCUGAGCAGCAAAUAAAUGUCAUUUAUCUUGA
Molecule: messenger RNA, 1094 nt
Organism: Colius striatus (speckled mousebird)
Lineage: Eukaryota; Metazoa; Chordata; Aves; Coliiformes; Coliidae
Gene: NKX6-3
Product: NK6 homeobox 3
Exons: 3
Coding region: 1-774 (257 amino acids)
Biological process (GO): regulation of transcription by RNA polymerase II; cell differentiation
Cellular component (GO): nucleus
Molecular function (GO): DNA-binding transcription factor activity, RNA polymerase II-specific; RNA polymerase II cis-regulatory region sequence-specific DNA binding
Source: RefSeq, a predicted model, not a curated record